Cavia porcellus (domestic guinea pig) is the source of this 4190-nucleotide messenger RNA. It is a transcript of the gene Ppp3ca, whose product is annotated as protein phosphatase 3 catalytic subunit alpha. Gene Ontology annotation, biological process: calcineurin-NFAT signaling cascade. Gene Ontology annotation, molecular function: calmodulin binding; calmodulin-dependent protein phosphatase activity. Bases 16 to 1872 code for a protein of 618 amino acids. The transcript has 14 exons. The record is from RefSeq and is a predicted model, not a curated record. NCBI's taxonomy places the organism in Eukaryota, Metazoa, Chordata, Mammalia, Rodentia, Caviidae. Gene Ontology annotation, cellular component: cytoplasm; cytosol; calcineurin complex.
CGGAGGAGCUGAUUUAUGGCUCCGAAAGCCACCGGUACCGUGUUGUGGCGGUGGCGCCUCGCACCCCCUCCCCCGUCCGUCCGCGGUCCCCCAUCGGCGAUCGCGAGCCUAAGCCCGGAUCCCUUGCUAAGAGGCCCGCACCGGACUCGCGGGAGCGCGGAGCGCGUGGAGCCCUGCGCUUCCUCCCGCGCGGGGCGGGGGCGGGGGACACGGGUGGGGACGACCGCCAGGACACCCCUGUUCCGCUGUCACGGCUCCCCGCACCGCCCCCGUCCCGCUCCACGCCCCCACCGCUGCCGGUGCGGAAGACUGCGAUGCGGGUGGGACGGGACCCGCGGGUCGCCCUGCCUGUGGCCCCGUGCAGCUGUUCCCUUUCCUCCAAGUCACCGGCUCACAGCAAAGGAAGUGUUUGACAAUGAUGGGAAACCUCGAGUGGAUAUCCUAAAAGCACAUCUCAUGAAGGAGGGCCGGCUGGAAGAGAGUGUGGCAUUGAGGAUAAUAACAGAGGGUGCUUCGAUUCUGCGACAGGAGAAGAACUUGCUGGACAUCGAUGCGCCCGUCACAGUUUGUGGGGACAUCCAUGGACAAUUUUUUGACUUGAUGAAGCUCUUCGAAGUGGGGGGAUCUCCUGCCAACACUCGCUACCUCUUUCUGGGGGACUACGUUGACAGAGGAUACUUCAGCAUUGAGUGUGUGCUGUAUUUGUGGGCCUUGAAAAUUCUUUACCCUAAAACACUGUUUUUACUUCGUGGAAAUCAUGAAUGUAGACAUCUAACAGAGUAUUUCACAUUUAAACAAGAAUGUAAAAUAAAGUACUCGGAGCGCGUCUAUGACGCCUGCAUGGACGCCUUCGACUGCCUGCCCCUGGCCGCCCUGAUGAACCAGCAGUUCCUGUGCGUGCACGGCGGGCUGUCCCCAGAGAUCAACACACUGGACGACAUCAGGAAAUUAGACCGAUUCAAAGAACCACCUGCUUAUGGGCCCAUGUGUGACAUCCUGUGGUCGGACCCCCUGGAGGACUUCGGGAACGAGAAGACUCAGGAACAUUUCACCCACAAUACAGUCCGGGGGUGUUCGUACUUCUACAGUUACCCAGCUGUCUGUGAAUUCUUGCAGCACAAUAACUUGUUAUCCAUACUCCGAGCCCAUGAAGCCCAGGAUGCAGGGUAUCGCAUGUACAGGAAAAGCCAAACAACAGGCUUCCCUUCUCUAAUUACAAUUUUUUCAGCACCAAAUUACUUAGAUGUAUACAAUAACAAAGCCGCGGUAUUAAAGUACGAAAACAAUGUCAUGAACAUCAGGCAGUUCAACUGUUCCCCACACCCAUACUGGCUCCCGAACUUCAUGGACGUCUUCACCUGGUCUCUGCCGUUCGUCGGGGAAAAAGUGACUGAGAUGCUGGUCAAUGUCCUCAACAUCUGCUCUGAUGAUGAACUUGGGUCAGAAGAGGACGGCUUUGAUGGAGCCACGGCAGCGGCCCGAAAGGAGGUGAUUCGGAACAAGAUCCGCGCCAUCGGGAAGAUGGCCAGGGUGUUCUCAGUUCUCAGAGAGGAGAGCGAGAGCGUGCUGACACUGAAGGGCCUGACCCCCACCGGCAUGCUGCCCAGUGGCGUACUCUCAGGAGGCAAGCAGACCCUGCAAAGCGCUACUGUUGAGGCUAUUGAGGCUGAUGAAGCUAUCAAAGGCUUCUCGCCCCAGCAUAAGAUCACUAGCUUCGAGGAGGCCAAGGGCUUAGACCGGAUUAAUGAGAGGAUGCCACCCCGCCGAGAUGCCGUACCCUCGGACGCCAACCUCAACUCUAUCAACAAGGCCCUCGCCUCAGAGACUAACGGCACGGACAGCAACGGCAGCAACAGCAGCAAUAUUCAGUGACCACCUCCUGCUCACCCCUUUUUCCUUUUUUUUUUUUUUUUGUUUUUUUUUUUUUUUUUUGUUAGCUGCAGGGCAUGAUGGGGAUUGCUGCGUGCCCGAGGGUGUGUUCUUGCCUCUGACCUAUCUUGUGUGCUCUGGGGGCCAGGCGUUCGAUUUCGUUUACACAAUCAGUAAAGGAGAGGGGGAGAGAGAAGAAACUAUAUUUGGUGAGGGCAGUGAUUAAGCACCUCUUUUGGGUAUGCCUUUUAAAAAUGCUUCUAGGGAAAAAAUUUUAAAAAAGAGAGCUACGCUAGUAUAUAACACGAUGCUAGAGGUGAACAUAUUUUUCCUGCUGCGUUGGGGACUUCCAUGUAGGUUCAUGAAAGGCCUUUUAUUCUGUUACUGGACAUGGAAAUUUUGUCUAAUUUCUUACUCUAUUGUACGUUUACAGUUGCAGCACUAAAAUGGAUGACAUCAAACAUUUUUAACAAAACUGAUGUACAAACUAAAUAAGGACUAUUUAUUGAUAAUGUUUUGCUACUCUUGUCAGACAAUGGCUCUAAACUGAAUUAGGCAGUCUUAAAAAAAAACAGAAAAAGAAAAAAAAAGAAUGUUGCAAAUUUGUUAAAAAUGCCAAAAAGGACAGUUUAAUUUUGUACAGAUUAUGCUUACCUCAGGUUUCUUUAGUAUGCUUGACUGCCCUUCUUUCUAUUAUAACACUUACCUUUUAAUUUAGCAGUGAGUAUCUUUCCUUUUUCUUUAAGUUUAAAAUAACUGGAAAUUACACCUAUCUUUUUUUGCUGUUUAUAUUUAGGGAUUUUGUUGAUAAAUCAAGUCUUGGUUGUAGCUUGCUGAGUUAAAUAUUUAUGAGUGGUGCAUUUUUAAGUAUAGUGAACAAGACACCAUAUUAAGUACAGUGAUAAAGCAUCUAUAUUCUGUAAAAAAAAAAAAAAAAUCUGCCUAUGCAUGUUUUUUAAGAAAAAAAAAAAUGGCUGUUUUGGCCUGUAUGGGACUGUAACGCACUUAGUGGUCUGACAUGUACUGGAAAUGUAUGUAUCCUGGCGUACUUUAUAUUCUCUAAAAUGCUUAAUGCCUUUGAAAUUUUAUAAUCAAAAAGCUUUGAAAAAAUCUAAAGGGGAGAGUAUUCUUAAAAAGUUUUUAACAUAAGCUUGUCAGUGCACACAUAGAUGGUUAGCAUGUUUAGCAAACCUUGUGAAAUUUAAUAAGUUUGUAGUUACAUGUGAAACUAAAUGCAUGGUAACUGUUAAUAUCAUGACAGUUUAGUUAUUUCGUUCUGUUCUGUCAUGUGCCACAAACUAUUUCUUUUUUUCACUUUUUUCCCUUUGUAUAUCAGUUACGGGUGACAACUGGUUCAUUCUGAAAACAACAAAAAUAACAAAAGUCCAUUCAUAUUUUUUAACAAUUGUAUAAGUGCCCAGGUAAUUCACUACAGCCUAAAGCCUUGCCUUUGUAAUUUGACUUCUGAAAUGUUGGCGAUCAAAGCAUGCACUUGUAACAAUGAAAAAGAAAAGCAUUUUAUAUUACUACUCAAUAAAAUGUGCAUGAACUUAAAGAAGCUCAUCUGUCCCUGUGUCUGCUGAGGGGUUCGUGUGACAGCCACGCCCUGCAGUCACCCGCACAGGCGGAGACACAGUGCCCACUGUGCCCCAGAAUCUGGGAGGAGGCGUCUCAGAUGAGGCGAGGGCAGGCUGUGUAGAGAGCAAUGCGUGGCUCCCUGCAUGCAGGGCCGGUUGAGAAACCAGAGCACCCUGUUGGUUUAUUUGUCUCUGUUGUGUCAGAUGCCCGCCUGCUGAGGUGCAGAUUGGCGCUGCCCAGCGCAUUUCCUGCCGACUGAAUUGGUUGGUUUGGAGGAGAUGUGCAUCCCACACUCCAGCUCCUAGCUCAUCACCAAGAUUUGACAUACACCCAGUACCAGUUUGUCUCUGACUUUGCUCGUUUCUAGCGCACUUGGUUUUAUGUAAUAAAAUAUGGCUGUUAUAUUGAGGCAUAUGAACAUGACAGUUAGUGAUAGAGGGUACCAAACCCACAAUGUUCUAGACAAAGUCUCUGAAAAUGACUAUCCCAUGAUUAAUCAGAUUCUUUCUCCUGUGGAUAUUUUCCCAUCUUAAGAGUAACAUUCAAGGGAGAUCAUGAGGUGCAGCUUACUAGAAUGAUGUGAAAGAAAUGAUAAUUGUGGUACCAAGGUGUUCAUUUUUUUCUUAUACCUGCAGAGAAAAUAUCCUGACCAAAAACAAUCAUUUUUUAAAAAUUCCUUUCUUUUACAAAUUGUGCUAAGGCAACUGUGGCAUAGAAAUAAACAUUUGACAUUGAAAUAAGCA